AUGGGCACGGUGCUGUCGCUUUCCCCCGCCUCCUCGGCCAAGGGCCGGAGGCCGGGCGGGCUGCCGGAGGAGAAGAAGAAGGCGCCGCCCGCGGGGGACGAGGCGCUGGGGGGCUACGGGGCGCCGCCCGCCGGCAAAGGCGGCAAAGGCGAGAGUCGGCUCAAGCGGCCGUCCGUGCUCAUCUCGGCGCUCACCUGGAAGCGCCUGGUGGCCGCCUCGGCCAAGAAGAAGAAAGGCAGCAAGAAGGUGACGCCCAAGCCAGCGUCCACGGGUCCCGACCCUCUCGUCCAGCAGCGCAACCGCGAGAACCUUCUCCGCAAGGGCCGGGACCCCCCCGACGGCGGCGGCGCGGCCAAGCCGCUGGCUGUGCCGGUACCCACCGUACCCGCGGCGGCCGCCGCCGCUGCCGCCGCCGCCGCCGCCGCCGCCGCCGCCGCCGGCGAAGCGCCGUCCGCGGGCAGCGCUGCCGCCCCGCCGCCAGGCUCCGGCGGGGGGAAGCCGCCGCCGCCGCCGCCCCCAGCCCCGCAGGCGGCGCCCCCAGUGCCUGGCGGCUCGCCGCGGCGGGUCAUCGUGCAGGCGUCCACCGGCGAGCUGCUGCGCUGCCUGGGCGACUUCGUGUGCCGACGCUGCUACCGCCUCAAAGAGCUGAGCCCCGGCGAGCUGGUGGGCUGGUUCCGCGGCGUGGACCGCUCGCUCCUGCUGCAGGGCUGGCAAGACCAGGCCUUCAUUACGCCCGCCAACCUGGUGUUCGUGUACCUGCUGUGCCGCGAGUCGCUGCGCGGGGACGAGCUGGCGUCGGCCGCCGAGCUGCAGGCCGCCUUCCUCACCUGCCUCUACCUCGCCUACUCCUACAUGGGCAACGAGAUCUCCUACCCGCUCAAGCCCUUCCUCGUGGAGCCCGACAAGGAGCGCUUCUGGCAACGGUGUCUGCGCCUCAUCCAGAGGCUCAGCCCGCAGAUGCUCCGGCUCAACGCCGACCCCCACUUCUUCACCCAAGUCUUUCAAGACCUCAAGAACGAGGGCGAGGCCGCCGCGGGCAACGGGGGUCCACCAAGCGGGGGCGCGCCCGCCACCUCCUCCUCGGCCGCCAGGGACAGCUGCGCGGCGGGAGCCAAGCACUGGACUAUGAACCUGGACCGCUAA
Dipodomys spectabilis (banner-tailed kangaroo rat) is the source of this 1143-nucleotide messenger RNA. RefSeq names its product cyclin dependent kinase 5 regulatory subunit 2 (gene Cdk5r2). Lineage: Eukaryota; Metazoa; Chordata; Mammalia; Rodentia; Heteromyidae. Gene Ontology annotation, molecular function: cyclin-dependent protein serine/threonine kinase activator activity; protein kinase binding. The transcript has a single exon. Gene Ontology annotation, biological process: brain development; positive regulation of cyclin-dependent protein serine/threonine kinase activity; activation of protein kinase activity. Gene Ontology annotation, cellular component: cytoplasm; protein kinase 5 complex. The record is from RefSeq and is a predicted model, not a curated record. Bases 1 to 1143 code for a protein of 380 amino acids.